This is a messenger RNA of Pungitius pungitius (ninespine stickleback), 3155 nucleotides long. Its product is annotated as cdc42 effector protein 4-like. The coding region runs from base 421 to 1449 and encodes 342 amino acids. Gene Ontology annotation, molecular function: small GTPase binding. Gene Ontology annotation, cellular component: membrane; cytoplasm. The record is from RefSeq and is a predicted model, not a curated record. Gene Ontology annotation, biological process: positive regulation of pseudopodium assembly; positive regulation of actin filament polymerization; regulation of cell shape. Lineage: Eukaryota; Metazoa; Chordata; Actinopteri; Perciformes; Gasterosteidae. The transcript has 2 exons.
GGCGUGUUCAAACGCACCGCCCGGGCAGCAGGAGGCAUUCUAGUGGGUUUCUGCACGCUACGAGCCGCGGCGCCGCCUCUGUGCACCGACAGCGUUUAUAUGCAGACACACACACACACACACAAAGAGAAGAGAAGAGAAGAGAAGAGAAGACAAGACGCUGUCCGCGUUCUCCGAUUGGAUUUCCUGAGAGAUCGAUCUCAUCGCCUCUCGCCUGCGUUGGUUUGGAUGAAUGCACCCCCUCCCCCUCCCACCCCCCCAAUCUACCUGCCGGGGGCCUGCUACUGAAACACCAGCCGGCCCAAUGAAUGGGAGAUGCUCGGUUCCCUGGCUGACGGUUUUUGAAGCUCCUCAAAUCAUUCCACGGCCUUUUUAAGGCAGGACUAUAUUCAAGAUUUCUCUCGGUGCAAACCUACCACCAUGCCAAUCCUCAAGCAGCUGGUGUCCGGCUCCUCCCACAGCAAGCGGCGCUCGCGCGUGGACCUGACCAGGGAGAUGAUCAGCGCGCCGCUCGGCGACUUUCGCCACACCAUGCACGUGGGCCGCAGCGGCGACGCGUUCGGCGACACCUCCUUCCUCAGCACGCGCUCCGGGGAGCCGCCCCCGGAGAGCACCUUCUACCCGCGCUCCCCUCGGCCCGGCCUCCUGUCCCGCACCUUCAGGAGCAGCAAGCGCUCCCAGUCGGUGAACCGGGUGGACCAGCAGGCGACGCCCGCCGGGUCCCCCACCUACGUGAAGAACGCCAUGUCGCUCCCCUUCCUCAACGAUGACCACCGAGCGGACGGCAUCGUGGCGAAGAGUUUGUCCUCGAGUCCCCUGAAGCAGCACGGGGAGGCGGACGGGGGCGGCGGCGGAGGCGCGGCGGCGGCCGCUCACCACCUGGAGCUGGAGGAGAUGCGCUUCGGCGAGCUGACGGAGCUUCCGGAGAGCCCCCUCCGCCACUACGGCGGCGGGAUGAAGCACGCCGAGUCGGUCAUGUCGUUCCACGUGGACCUGGGGCCCUCCAUGCUCGGCGACAUCCUGGGCGUGAUGGAAAAGGAGGAGGAGGAAGACGACCUCGGCUACGAGGAGGGCAAGAGCAGCGAGGGCCGCGCCUCGCCGCCUCUCAGCGCCCACGGCGAGGAAGGGGACAGCGCGGAGGGACAAAGGGACGACGACGACGAGGAGGAGGACGCCGCCGCAGACCUGCAGCCGGCCAGCGCCGCAGACGCGGGCCCCCCGGGCGUCGGGCCGUACGCCCCGCAGUACACGCCCGAGGCUCGGCCCAGGCACCUGCAGCAUCUGGACAGCUGCUCCAUGUCCAGCGCCGGCUCCGCUGCGCUGGACGAGAAGCCCAACGGCCAGACCUACGCAGGGGACACGGACAGCGCCACCUUCAGCGCCCCGCCAGAGGAGGAAAGCAACUUCUCCUCCUUCCUGGAAGAUGAGGACGAUGAGAUCCGCGUAUGAGUCUCCAAAGUAGUCUCCAAGUUUUUUCUUUCUUUUUUUUUUUUUUUUUUUUACAAUAAUAACGGGACAGCGCUGUGGAAGGGGGUGAAACCAGCGUGUAGUAAGGCGCUGUUGUCUGGUGCUGUGGGAACGAGACUGUGGAAAAGAUUUCAUUGAGUGAAUGCUCCUUUUUUGGGAGAGACUCUGUCUGUUAGGGAGCCUUCCCUGUCGAUCAAUCCCGUCUUUCCCCUUCUGAACACCGAGGGAGCUGACAGGGAAGAGCCAGCCACAAACAACACAAAAACACUUUCCAUAACUAAAGCUCAGUUCACCCUCUCUUUCCUCUCACUUCACGUGGCUUUUUUAGAUUUGUUUCGUCUCCCUCACUGGCCACGGGGGACAUCACGAGGCAUUAAGUGAACAGAAGGCCUCUCUCUCUCUCCAUAGCAUUACUGGCUUGUAUCAUGUAACAAUGAAAGGGGGCUGUGUUUGUCACCGGAGUGUGAAGGCCUGCCUUGAGCCCCUUUUAUCUGAAAUGAAUAUAGCACGGAUGGGUCCAUCGAUCUGUCCGGUUCCCCCCCUCAUGCAACUUGGGGUCCUUGUGCCGCUGCCCUUUUUCCUGCUGUAGAGCUGGACGGCGAAGCCCAAAACCAACCACACCAACUCUUCUGUUGUGUUUCAUUCACUGUGAGCGCCACACGGGCUUAGUGUAGAUUAGAGAAAACCCUGACGACGCAUUGACUAAAAAGCAAUGUGUUGCUGUUAGAGGGGUGAAUAGUGGCGUGUGACCCAAAGGGGAGCGAUUGUACACUGGUUCGUCUUUUUUUUUUCUUUCAAUGAACAGAUUGGUGUUUUGGUUCUUUCGUUUGAUUUCCAAUAACUUACGCGGAUUGGCUGCCUUCCACACGGCAAUCUAUCAUAUCAAGUUGAAACUGAAAAAGGGUUUUUAUAACCACUUCCUUCCUUGUUUUUGUACAACGAGGCAGCUGCAGCGAAGCAAACUGAACUGUGUGCAAGAUGUUGACCCCUCGUGUAUCAAGAGCUUUCCACCACUACGUGGGCAGGGAUUGGUGGUAAAAUCAGCAGGCACAAUUAAGCCGAACACUACGAGCAGUAUGUCUAAUACCUGUUUAUUUUUAUGUUUAAAAAAAAAAAAAUUAAAAAAAUGUUAUUUAUGUUAAGUCAGUUUAUAGUGGAUGAAAAGAAAUCGAUUCAAUAGCCUUAAAUAAAGGAUGCUGUUUUUAUGGAAGUUGCAUUGUCAUUGCAGCUCGACUGUAUUUCUUGCAUCAUUAGAAGCUGCUGCCACAAGUAUUGAGGCUCAGUUGCGCUGAUUCAUUCCGCUGCCUUAACUGAAACAGACAGAUGUGCCAAAUUGUAAUCUUCAAGCCAAAAUAAUUCUACUCAUGAAGCUCACUUUUGGGAGAGUCGGUCAAAUCUGUUUGGCACUUCCUUCUUUGUAUCCCUUUUAAGUUUUAAGGCGGAGUUUAAGCUUGUACGUGCAAAAAUAAAGAUGUGUUCUAAAAUAAAAAUUUGCAUAACUGGAUAUUUAUAUUUGCAAUCUCUCAAACACUACUUAAAGUAUUCAGGUAAUUUCUAGUGUUAACGGUUUGUGCGACUGGGAUGUUAUCGUUGUUGCCCUUUCUGUAUAAUGUAUAUUACUUUACUUAUACCUUUUUUGUGUAUUAUCUAAAAUCACCUAUAUUUUUCAAUAAAAUAAAUCCUCAACA